UUAAGAGCCCCCAACUUCUGGUAUUUCUUUCCUUUCUCUGACAUACUCUGUGCAGCUUAAAGAAAUCUUCUAGAAGAGAACAAGAGCUCAGGGGAACCUCAAAAUUACAGGAGCUGACAAAUUGGACAAUGUCUCAAGGAACUUUUUCCGGCAGGAGGGCUCUGCCACCCAACAAUUCCAAUGGAGAAGAGAAUGAGCUCCCUACGGAAGAGAUUAGUGGUCUCUUGCCCAGGGGAGUUCAAUUACAAGAGUUUCUGAAUGUCACAGACGUCCACCUCUUCAAAGAUUCCUGGGAUACCAAUAAGGUGGAGCAUCACACAGACCGAUAUUACAAUGAAAAGCUGAUUGUUCGCAGAGGGCAAUCCUUCUACAUCCAGAUUGACUUUAAUCGCCCCUAUGAUCCCCAAAGGGAUAUCUUCAGACUGGAAUAUGUCAUCGGUCGCUACCCUCAGGAAACUAAAGGGACAUUCAUUCCUGUUCCCAUCGUGUCAGAGUUUCAAAGUGGAAAGUGGGGGGCAAAGAUAAUUUUGAAAGAGAACCGGUCUGUCCGCCUCUCUGUCCAGUCCUCCCCAGAGUGCAUUGUGGGGAAAUUCCGCAUGUAUAUUGCUGUCUGGACACCCUAUGGCAUCUUCCGAACAAAGAGAAACCCAGAAACUGACACUUAUAUUCUCUUCAAUCCUUGGUGUGAAGAAGAUGCUGUGUAUCUGGAUAAUGAGAAGGAAAGAGAAGAAUAUGUUCUGAAUGACCUUGGGGUUAUUUUCCAUGGAAACUUCGAUGACGUAAAAACUAGAAGCUGGAACUAUGGUCAGUUUGAAGAUGGCAUCCUGGAUGCUUGCCUGUACAUAAUGGACAAAGCACAAAUGGAUCUCUCUGGACGGAAGAACCCAGUGAAAGUCAGUCGUGUUGCAUCGGCAAUGAUCAAUGCCAAAGAUGAUCAAGGUGUUAUUGUUGGAUCCUGGGACAAUAUAUAUGCCUAUGGGGUGGCUCCUUCUGCCUGGACCGGGAGUGUUGAUAUUCUGUUGGAAUAUCAAAGUUCUGGGAAUCCAGUACAGUAUGGUCAAUGCUGGGUUUUUGCUGGUGUCCUCAACACUUUUUUUCGUUGCCUUGGAAUACCUGCGAGAAUUGUCACCAAUUUUUUCUCAGCCCAUGAUAAUAAUGCUAAUUUACAAAUGGACAUCUUCCUAGACGAAGAUGGGAAAAUAAACCCCAAACUUACAAAGGACUCAGUAUGGAACUACCAUUGCUGGAAUGAAGCCUGGAUGACCAGACCUGAUCUUCCUGUUGGUUUUGGAGGAUGGCAAGUGGUGGACAGCACCCCUCAAGAAAACAGUGAUGGGAUGUAUCGUUGUGGUCCUGCCUCUGUCCAGGCUAUUAAGCAUGGCCAUGUCUGCUUCCAGUUCGAUACACCAUUUGUUUUUGCAGAGGUCAACAGUGAUCUUAUAUAUAUUACAGUCAAAAAAGAUACCACUCAUAUGGUUGAAGCUGUUGAUAAAACACACAUUGGGAAAUUAGUCAUCACCAAGGAAAUUGGUGGAGAUGGAAAACAGGAUAUAACUGAAAAUUACAAAUUCCCAGAAGGCAAAGAAGAAGAAAGACUUGCUCUAGAAACUGCUCUGAUGUAUGGGGCUAAAAAGCCUCUUGACACAGAGGGUAUCCAUCAAUUCAGAGCUGAUAUUGACAUGGAUUUUGAAGUAGAAAAAGCUGUACUUGGAAAAGACUUCAAAGUCACCAUCACUUUCCGGAACAGCACCAACAGACGUUAUACAGCUACAGCUUAUCUCUCUGGCAAUAUCGUCUUCUACACAGGUGUUGCAAAGUCGGAAUUCAAGAAUCAGACCUUCGAUGUGAAAGUGGAACCCUACUCCUUUACAAAUGAGGAGGUGCAAAUCAAAGCUGGCGAGUACAUGGGCCAGCUGCUGGAACAAGCCUCGCUCCAUUUCUUCGUCUCUGCUCGGAUCAAUGAGACCAGCAAGGUUCUGGCCAUGCAGAAAUCAACUGUACUGCAUAUUCCUACAGUGAACCUCAAGGUUCGAGGACAAAAAGUGGUUGGUUCAGACAUGGUUGUUACAGUAGAAUUCACCAACCCCCUGAAUGAAACACUGUACAAUAUCUGGAUACACCUUGAUGGACCUGGAGUAAUGAAACCAACCAGGAAAAUGUUUCGUGAACUUCCACCCAAUUCUACCUUGACAUGGGAAGAAGUGUGUCGCCCCUGGGUCCCUGGCUCACGAAAACUGAUGGCUACCCUGAAUUGUGAUGCCUUGAGACACGUGUAUGGGGAACUUGAUUUAGAGAUUCAAAGAAGGCGAUAGGUGGAGAUCUGCAAGGAAGAAGGGGGAAACAGCUCCUCCAUGUUUUACUUAAGAAAUCUUGAUGCAAAAAUAGGCCAGCUCUUAUUUUAUCUUAGGUACCAGCAUAUUACACAUUGAAGAAGGCAAGAUCAAGAAUAAAAAGGCUGGUAUGUGUUUGACAUCCACAGAGAGCUCUCUACCACACUUUUCCAAAUUCUGCCUCCUCAGUCUGGAGAUGCAUGUAGACAGACUAGAGGGAUCUUGAAUAAUUCCAACUUCUAAAGUGUUCAGAGCAUUCGCUUUAAUUAAACUCUAAUUAAGCUCUAAUAGCUCAUCAAACUAAAAGUUAUCAUUUAUCAUGGCAAAUGGCUCAGACUCCAUUAAUCAGAGGGAUUUCCUAACCCAAGUAAUUUGCCUGUGACCUGAUUUGAUUUCAGACAAGAUUUCCAGUGCCCAGGGAAGUAAAUCUAUAAAUGAAGAGAGAAAGAUCCUCCAAAAAAGACCCCCCACACACACACUUUGAUCCAAAUCUUUUUUUGUGCUUCCUGCCCAUGAAUAUUUCUCACCACAACUCCUCCUACAGGUCACAGCAUUCUGGGUUAUAAGAGGGGAAGGGCUUCCAAAAAGUCUCCAGCACCUACUGCAGAAGGACUGGCUGCCAAAUUUCACAGGUUAACUGUGUGAAAAGACACAGCUAAGUCUUAACAAACUACAUUUAUGAGGAAUGUAAUCACCUAAAGAUGAGGAAGCAAGGACACCACUCAGCCCUUUUAAAACAAGACAGCUUUAUUGUGCAUUUGAUAAGAGAUGUCAAACACUAGUCUCAUGCACAGGAGCUUUUUAGCUCUUAGAGUUAAUGAAGUAUGGCUAUAAAGUACUAAGAUAGGUUUGUGUAGUAUUUAGAAUCUGUCUCACUAUUUUAAAUUCACAUUUUGUUCAUGUUUCCUGAAUCAUCCACCUCCUCAGAAAUUCAAUCCUUAGAAAUCCCUUAGAGUCAUGUCAACUAGGCAAAUGCUGUGGAGGGAGCAGUGAAUUUGGUGGCUCAGCAUAGAUGGAGAAGGAUUGAUUCCUACUAAAUCUCUCCAGCUAUUUGUAUCUUUCACCCAGUAACCUCAGCUAAUUCUGGGAUGCUGAAACUUUACAUUUACUCAGUCUUGCAAAUGGCUAUUAGCUCUGUGAUGAUUUCAGGAAAAUAAGCAAGAAAAUCUUGCAUUCAUUCAUUUCAUUCCCUGAGGAGAAUAGUACAAUUGGACUAAUGCUUAAUUUGCAAUGGUGGUUUAUGUUAAAAGUCUACCAAAAUGUCCAAGAGAAUAAUCUAGAUCAGCAGACUCUUAUUCUUAUCAACGCUGUAUAAUGGGAUAGAGAAGAGGGGUGGGGGAUCAUGCUCUGGUGCAUAUGACUACCAUUGAGGAAAAACUGGUUGCCCUUCCCAGACACCUAGACAUAAGCCCUUCAAGAGCAUUAGUUAAUCAAAGCUAAGGCUUUUUUAAAAAUCACUUUUAUUAAGCAGUCUCUAGAACUUCUGCUGAAGCUCUUUUUGGUAAACAAAUUUCUAAAAGUUUUUGCUUUGCUAUGAGCCAGCUUGACUUUGUAUGCUAUUAUUCAUUUGCAUGUUCUAAUUAACCAGAAUGUAAUGGAAAUUUAAAAUAAAGUUCAUCUGAUUAUACUUGCAUACAGCA
Sarcophilus harrisii (Tasmanian devil) is the source of this 3970-nucleotide messenger RNA. It is a transcript of the gene F13A1, whose product is annotated as coagulation factor XIII A chain. Gene Ontology annotation, biological process: blood coagulation, fibrin clot formation; peptide cross-linking. Gene Ontology annotation, molecular function: protein-glutamine gamma-glutamyltransferase activity. The record is from RefSeq and is a predicted model, not a curated record. The coding region runs from base 129 to 2312 and encodes 727 amino acids. NCBI's taxonomy places the organism in Eukaryota, Metazoa, Chordata, Mammalia, Dasyuromorphia, Dasyuridae. The transcript is spliced from 15 exons.